AUGUGGCGGGAUCGCACCAACCUAUACCUCUCCUACCGCCAAUCCCUAAUCCAUCGCCCAGCCAAAAAGCCACAAUUCACACCAACAAAUGGCUUCCCCGACACACCCUCGCACCCGGAGGAAAACUGGCACCUAAUACCCGAAACAGACGAAGAUGGCGACAUGGUCAUCGAGAUGGACCUUCUCCCACCGCGCUGGGUCGACGUGCAGGAAGAGGUCUCCGAGCUAUUAUCCGAGAUCGCCCAGAACUCCGCCCAGCUGGACAAACUACACCAAAAACACUUGCUCCCUGGAUUCGGUGACGAGGACUUGCGCAGGCAGGAUGAAGGCGUCAUUGAGCGCUUGACGCAGGAUAUCACGCGCUCUUUUCAUAAUUGCCAGCGCUCUAUCAUGCGCAUCGAGACCAUGGUGGGCGAGUCUAAGGCGCAUGGUGGUGUUACCAGUGGAGAGGAGACUAUGGCGAAGAAUAUUCAGAUAUCGCUUGCUGCCAGGGUGCAGGAGGCUAGUGCCAGGUUUAGGAAGAAACAGAGUACUUAUUUACGGAGUAUGGGACCCUUCUUUCUUUUUGUGUUCUGGUUCUGGUUCUCUUCCCGCGGAGCCGGGAUCGAAUUACGAGACCUCGAGGGUAUCGCGACGCCAUUUGAUGGCACGCCUACGCAGGCCCAGAACCCAUACACGGAUCCGUCGAUGAUGGAGUCAGAUGCUGAUAGGUCAUUUUCGCAGACGAUGUUGCAGCAGACUUCGCAGCGGCAGACCGGCCAGAAUGAUGCUGCUAUUGCGCAGCGGGAGCGAGAAAUCAACGAUAUCGCGAAGGGAAUUAUUGAGCUCGCGGAUAUAUUCCGUGAACUGCAGAGCAUGAUUAUCGACCAAGGAACUAUGCUGGACCGUAUAGAUUACAACGUCGAGCGAAUGGGCACCGAGGUUAAGGCUGCAGACAAGGAGCUUAAAGUGGCUACGGGUUAUCAAAAACGAACCACUAAGCGCAAGAUCAUGCUGUUACUCUUCCUGAUCAUAGUGGGAAUGAUCAUUGUACUGGUUGUGAAACCAAAGGGAGGCAGUUCAGCGCCGCCACCACCUGCACCCCCAGAGGAUGAAUCUUCAAACAACAUCCGGUCUGUGUUGGUUAACCGGGUGCGAAGGCAUCAGCUGUCGAACCGCUUUGCGCGAGAUCGCUGGAUGGAUCCGGAUAUACUCCGAUGA
Messenger RNA from Penicillium griseofulvum, 1200 nucleotides. RefSeq names its product t-SNARE syntaxin TLG2. Gene Ontology annotation, cellular component: endomembrane system; membrane; SNARE complex. The transcript is spliced from 4 exons. Bases 1 to 1200 code for a protein of 399 amino acids. Gene Ontology annotation, biological process: intracellular protein transport; vesicle-mediated transport; vesicle fusion. Gene Ontology annotation, molecular function: SNAP receptor activity; SNARE binding. The record is from RefSeq and is a predicted model, not a curated record. Lineage: Eukaryota; Fungi; Ascomycota; Eurotiomycetes; Eurotiales; Aspergillaceae.